UCAGAUGUUUUUGGUGUCAACAACGUGGACAUGUUGCAGCAGUAUGUAAUGGAGUCAGAAGAUGUGGGAGAUGUGGGAAGGACAACUACAAUGUGGAAGAUCGUGAAGUUGAGAAAGGGCACGCAAAGUGCCUGCACUGCAAGGUUUUACCAUGGAGGGGACCUCAAAAUGUGAUGCUGCUGGUGAAACCUCUGUUGCAGCACAAGUUCCCUUCCAUCACCUGUGCAACACCUUAGAAAAAAUCCAGAAGUCCAAAUUCCGUCCAGAUAAAGCCAAGUUCCUUAGGGAUUUCAUUGAUUCAUGGAGGAAGUUCCAUGCUGCCUUGCACAAAGACAGCCCCCAAACAACAGACUCUUUCUACCAGGCCAUACGCCUCAUAGUUCCUUCUUUUGAACGGGAACGGAUGGCCUAUGGCAUCAAAGAAAGCAUGUUAGCUAAACUUUACAUUGAUGUAUUAGGCCUCCCAAAUAAUGGCCCAGAGGCUAACAAACUAAUUAACUAUCGAGGCCCCAAUACAUCCCAGGGGGAGUCUGGCGACUUUGCUGGCAUGGCCUACUUUGUUCUAAAGAAACGCUGCAGCAGCCAAGGAAGCCUUACCAUCCAAGAAGUCAAUAACUUUCUUGACUCUGUAGCCAUCAACAAUGCUAGCAAGCAGAAAGACCUUGUGAAAAAAAGCCUCCUGCAUCUCAUUACCCAUAGUUCAGCCCUGGAGCAAAAGUGGCUCAUUAGAAUGAUUCUGAAGGAUAUGAAACUUGGAAUCAGCAAAGAAACUGUUCUCCAAGCCUUUCACCCAGAUGCCCCAGAGCUCUUCAAUGUCACCACGGACCUGAACAAGGUGUGCCAGCAGCUCCAUAACCCCUCUGUGUCCCUAAGCGAAGUUUCCAUUGGACUCUUCUCUGCCUUCAAGCCUAUGUUAGCAGCCGUUGCUAACAUCCGCCAAGUGGAGAAGCAGAUGGGCAACAGCCCCUUCUUUAUUGAGACAAAGCUGGAUGGAGAGCGCAUACAGCUGCAUAAAAACGGGGACGUAUACAAGUACUUUACCCGAAACGCUUUUGAGUACACCCAGCAAUUUGGUACAUCACCACUCAAGGGCUCAUUAACACCAUACAUCCACAACAUUUUUAAGCCUCACAUUGUGAACUGUAUUCUUGACGGUGAAAUGAUGGCAUACAACCCCACCACAGAGACCUUCAUGCAAAAAGGGAGCAAAUUUGACAUUAAGAGGUUGAUGGAUGACUCAGAGUUACAUACAUGCUUCUGUGUGUUUGAUGUAUUGUUAAUCAACGAUCAGAAGUUUGGCAAGGAGACUUUGAGAAAGCGCCAUGAGAUGCUCCAGACAGUCUUCACUUCCAUCAAGGGUAGGAUACAAGUGGUACCUAAGAAUGAAGCCAACACCAUGCAAGAGGUAGUGAAUGCCCUCAAUGAAGCCAUUGAUAAUAGAGAGGAGGGGAUCAUGGUGAAGGACCCACUAUCAAUUUAUAAGCCUGACAAGCGGGGAGAAGGUUGGCUGAAAAUUAAGCCAGAAUAUGUAGAUGGUUUAAUGGAUGAGCUUGAUCUGCUGAUUGUUGGUGGCUAUUGGGGUAAAGGAAGACGAGGUGGCAUGAUGUCCCAUUUCUUAUGUGCCGUUGCUGAAGCUCCAAGUCCUGGUGAGAAACCCACAGUCUUCCACACCCUCUGCCGCAUUGGCUCUGGCUACACCAUGAAGGAACUUUAUGAUCUGGGCUUAAAACUAGCGAAACACUGGAAAGUCUACCGGAAAAGUGAUCCACCAACAUCCAUCCUGUGUGGGACAGAGAAACCUGAGGUCUACAUCGAACCCUGCAACUCCGUCAUUAUCCAGGUCAAGGCUGCUGAAAUAGUAGGAAGUGACAUGUAUAAAACCAACUGCACUCUACGCUUUCCAAGGAUUGAGAAGAUCCGUGAGGACAAGCACUGGCACGAGUGUAUGACUCUGGCAGAGCUGGAUGAGUUCCGCUGCAAGGCAUCUGGGAAGCUUGCCUCGCGACAUCUUUCCAUUGAUGGAGCAGAACCAGAAAAGAAGAAGCGAAAGCUGCUGGCCAAACCCAAGAAGGUGGUGGGGAUUGUUGAGCACUUCAGGCAACAGGAUCUUUCAGGGGUUACAAAAGAGACAGAUUUUUUUGAGGAUGUAGAAUUCUGCAUCCUUAAUGGAAGCAAAGACCACCCCAAGGCAGAGCUGGAGAAAGUCGUAACCAGGUGUGGGGGUAUUGUGGUACAAAACCCAGGACGGGACACGUACUGUGUGAUUGCUGGCGCUGAGAACAUGCGUGUGAAAAACCUGAUUUCCUCUGACCAGCAUGAUAUAGUGUGGGCUUCUUGGCUUCAGGAGUGCUUGGACAGGAGAGAAGUGGUGCCAUGGCAACCACAACACAUGAUCCAUAUGUCUCCCUCCACUAGGGAGCACUUUGCCAAGGAAUAUGACCGCUAUGGAGACAGCUACUUUGUGGACACGGAUGAACAGCAGUUGAGGGAGUUGUUUGGCAGGAUCAGGGAUGUUGACAGGUCUGCGGCUCUGAACUUGGGUCAAGUGGACGAAAGAUAUGGCUGGGAUGACCUUAAAACAAGUAUGUUCAGGCCCUUCAAUGUUUACAUGGACCGUUACAGAGACAUUGGGGACCCCGAAACUGCUGUAAUUGCAACUUGUCUAGACAUCCGGGAGCUGGAGUUUCGCUACCAUGGGGGAACCGUGGUCCAGAAGUUGGAAGAAGGGGUCUCCCAUGUCAUAAUUUCUGAGGAAGCUCGGGUGUUAGAUUUUAGGACCCUCAGACGACUGUUUGAGAAAAAGUUUAAAAUUAUAAAAGAAUCUUGGGUGACUGAUUCUAUCCAAGCAGGGUAUGUAAAGAAUGACAGUGACUAUUUGGUUUGAAGUCUGUGCUGGUGAUGCAACGAAACUUUGAACUAACGUUGAACAGGAUUAACAUGAAUUUUAAAUUAGCUCCUAAUGAAACUGAUAUUUGAUACAAAGAAUAUUUAAGCUCUAUUAGAUGAGCACCUUUCAAAUCACCAGGGUCUCUGGAGAUGAAUAUGAUGUGAUGACAUAUCUAUAUGUAUGUAUACACAGAUAUCAUUUAACAAAUAGAAGAUUACAGUCUUGAUUUAAUUUUCCUGUGGUUUUAUUUUGUGAGAGGUUUAAGUUUUCAGAUGAUAAUAUUUAUUGAUCUUUAAUGGAAAGGCCAAUAUCAAGCCCCCCCCCCCUUGUUUUUUUUUGUUGUCUUUUAGCGUGUCACAGUUUUCACUGCAAUAUACUGUUAAUCCAUUUUCGGAAUAAGUGUUUUUUGGUAAUUGCUCAAAAUGUUUUGUAAUUAAAGGUAAUCA
Lampris incognitus (smalleye Pacific opah) is the source of this 3333-nucleotide messenger RNA. Its product is annotated as DNA ligase 4-like. The transcript has 3 exons. NCBI's taxonomy places the organism in Eukaryota, Metazoa, Chordata, Actinopteri, Lampriformes, Lampridae. The record is from RefSeq and is a predicted model, not a curated record. Gene Ontology annotation, molecular function: DNA binding; DNA ligase (ATP) activity; ATP binding. Bases 152 to 2884 code for a protein of 910 amino acids. Gene Ontology annotation, cellular component: DNA ligase IV complex; DNA-dependent protein kinase-DNA ligase 4 complex. Gene Ontology annotation, biological process: double-strand break repair via nonhomologous end joining; nucleotide-excision repair, DNA gap filling; immunoglobulin V(D)J recombination.